This is a messenger RNA of Jaminaea rosea, 4445 nucleotides long. RefSeq lists its product as hypothetical. The coding region runs from base 161 to 4309 and encodes 1382 amino acids. Lineage: Eukaryota; Fungi; Basidiomycota; Exobasidiomycetes; Microstromatales. The record is from RefSeq and is a predicted model, not a curated record. The transcript has a single exon.
GACUACUUUGAGCGACGCUGCGACGGUCAUCCAGCUUUGGUAUGACGACGACGACGACGUUGCGUUUCCUUUGAUCGCGAGCGCUUCCUCUCAUUGCGAGCGCCUCCUCUAAUCGCGAGCGCUUCCUCUAAUCGCACGCAAGGACCACGCCCGUCGCGCCAUGUCAUCCCCAACUCCAACCGCCACCCCUCCUUCAUCUGCCUCCCCUGCCCCACGACCACGCCGCGUACUGGCGCCCUCGAUCCCCACGCGCAAGACGUCCCAUCCGGAUACACGCGGCGCAGGUGCAGGGACAGGAUCGCCCAGUGCCGCCUCCCUUGCACAGCUCAUCGCCCAAGCUGCCAGGGUGAGGGCGGCACAGAAUGCUAGUAGUCGCGAUGUAGAAGCCACACCUGCACCACAGGCAGGGACAGCCCCUUCGUCUUCGGCCUCGACGCCUACUCCCACACCACCCGCGCCCGCACAAACACAUGCAAAAACGGACAGCGUCUCGUCUCUCGGCUCGUCAUGGGCAGAGUACGCAAACAUGAUCGACUCGGACUCCCUCUCUUUCGGCGACAUUCAGGAGCAGGCACGCGUCAGCAGGGCAUUGAGUCCUCGUGUCGUGGAGGAGGCCCUUCAUCUGGCGCGCGAACAGGAAGAGGGGGUCAUUACGGCCGAUGCGGCGCCUCUAUUGAGUCCCUUUGCGGGGGAGAGGCUGCUCAGCGCGGGGGCAAGCGGUAGUGUGACGGCGCAGAGUACUCCGCGUGGGGUCCUGGGUGGGGAUGAGAGUGAUGAUGAGGAGCGGGAGGAGGGCGAGGAGGGCGAGGAGGGCGAGGAAAUCACAUUCAGACGCCUCUCGAACGCCGCGGAGGCGAGCACGGCGACGACGGCGACUCCAGUCCAAGGAUUGGGCAUCGAGACGCCAUCCUCGCCCCUCUCCCUCCCCACGGCGACAAAAAGGGGUUCAUCCACGUCCCCCGGUCGUAUGGAAGAAUUGCAAGAGGAAGACGAAGAGGGUCACGACGACGGCGCCGCAAUCCGGCCACGCCGUCCGCGAGACAGGGAAAGCUCCGUCAACACCUUUGGCGCCUCGCAAUCACGCCACUCCACGUCCAGCUCUCUCGGCUCCCUCGAUGCGACGAGCGCCAGCACCCCGCUCACAGUCACCUCGCCGUCGCCCGCCUCUCCCUCGACGCUACGCAGCCCCUCGACCCCCAGCUCCACAGCCAAACGUCGCAACAAGCCCGCCGUCCUCUCCCUCACUCCUUCCUCCCCUUACACGGCACGCAGCGCUGCUGGACUCGCCAGUCCUGUGGUGCGCGGGAGAACACCUCCCCCGACUCAACCGCCUGCUGAACCUCUGCCACCGCUCCCUGCGAGCGCGAGUGUGUCAGCUGCGGCGGCCGCAUUGAGUGCUAGUGUUGGGGUGGCGAGCAGAGAUGGCGAGGCAGGGGCAGCGGCGGGGAAGAGAGGAUCCAAUGGAAAUGGUACACACGCGUCCAACGGAAAUGGCACACAUGCUACUCGCCCGCGCACUACGUCUGCCAACGCCAACGCAGAGUCUCGCGCUGCAGCGGCCGUGGCGACGAACCACCUCGAGACGCUCGCUGGAGCCCAGAGCGCACAAGCAGUCCUACGUGCGACGCGGCCCGAGGCCAGUUGGGAUCAGACGCACCACGCGCGCAGGGAUGCUUCUGAUUCGGAGUCUACGGGCUCCGAGGGCGAAGGGUACGACGAUGACUUUGAGGAGGGGGACGAGCUGGAAGAGGAAGAGGCAGUAGUGCAGCAGGGUCGUUUGGUUCACUCACUCAUCAAGACCACCGACGGUACGGGACCGGGAAGCUCGAAUGCCAGCCAUGGGGCGUCGGCAUCGCGAUCGACGUCUACUGCCAGCGGAGGCCUGCAGCGCGCCCACUCCCUCAGCAAGGCGGAUCGAGUAGCACCCGCGCCCAAAGUCUCUGCUCCAAACAAUAACACGGCAGCGCCCAGCGAGUCGGGUAGCCACGACGAGAGCGGGCGUCGUCCCUCGCUCGUACAGGUGAAGCGACUUAAAUCCUCCGAGGCACUACAGGGCGACUGGAAAGCGCAGGGGGCCACGUCGCCGCCGCCUUCUACGUCGACGGACACAGCCGCGCCUACGACUGCCGACACCCUCCCGCCUACGACGGCUGACACGUCCCAGGACAGCACCGCGGGCAGUGGCGGCAAAGGCCUCGCUGCUACCUCGCCCCCCUUCUCCCGCAAAGCAUCCGCCUCGGACCUGCUUCGUCGCUCCCAGAUGGCAGAGGACCACGCCAGCUCGGGCGCGCACCACGCCAACUCGGGCGCCGCACGAGCUGAUCGCGCCUCUACACGCUUCACGGGCGUCUUUGGCGAAAUCGCCGUCGCCUUCAAACAGCUACAAGCAGAAAAACGCACCCUCGAAUCGAUCAUUCGUUCCACCACCCCGCUCGGCGGCUGGGGGGAGAAUGGCGAGGAGUUCCUUCGUUACCUCACGGCAAUGAACGCCAAGCUCGACCUCUCUUCGGGGGAGAUCCGCAAGCUCCUCGACCUCCUGGAACGACAGCGCGCGACGAUGGACUACAUGCUCAGCAUCCACGAGGCAGAGCUGGACGCCCAGCUGGACGAGGUAGACGAGGCACGCGAUGAGCUCGACGAGGCGUUGCAGGCUUUGGAGCAGCAAAAGGUUCUCGCGGCGCAGGGGGCUCGCGAGCUGGCAGCUGCCAGGCGCGACGCACUCGAUGCUCGGAGGGAUGCAGCGCGAGUGAGGGCGAGCGUGGCCGACGAGGAGCGAAAGCGUGAGCGAGCUAUUGCGGCGCUCGAGCAGGCGAGAGUGGGACUUAUGGCUGCUGAGCGCGUCAAGCGCGAGGGGGCACAGAGGGAGAGGCAACUCGUCCAGGAGCUCGAAGGGCUGCGAGAGGCAGAACGCGAUCAUGCUUCCCACGUCGAGGCGUUGGGCGCCGAGCAUGAGCGGGAGAUCUGGAACCUCAAGGAGGAACACGACCGACUGCUCGCUGAACGCGAUGAGGGGAUCGAGCGCGCGGCGGGAGAGCUCAUGGCUACGCAUUCCGAAGCCCUCGCUGAGCUGCGUAGCGCGCAGGCAGAGACGGUCGAUGAGCUUCAGGCGCGUAUAACGGCGUUGGAGCAGAGUCAGGAGGAAGGGGUGCGCGCCAAGCGGGAGUUGAUGGAGCGAUUGGAUGGGAGGGAGGGGGAGGUGAGUAGAUUAAAAGAGGAGCUGAGCGAGGUGAGCGCCAGUCGCGACGAGUACAAGGCAAAGUGGGAGGAGGAACAGCGAGAGAGGGGAAGAGCCGGGAGCGGGUCCACGGGCGGCGGUUCUACGGGCGCCGCAUCUACAUUUGAGGACAGUCCGACGAGGGGCGUUAGCGCGGCGACCACCACCCCCGCUUCUAGCGUCCCGCCAACAGAGCAAGUCAAACAGCUCCAAUCCCAGCUCCUGGAGCAACGCACCCGCGAGUCGCAAAUCCGUUCCGCCUACAAGCUGCUACGCGACGAGCAUCGCAGGUUGCAGAACUCGAGGAAGAGCGGGGGCGGUCCAGCGGGACCGGGCGCGACUGCGAGUACGGGCGGUGCGGGCUUCUCGCUAGGACCGGGCAGUAGGCACGGGCACGACAGUUGGGACCUGAGUCUCGGUGGUGGGGCAGCGGGCACACCAACAGUGAGCGGUGCCCCUCCCUCGUCGUACUUUGCCCCCUCCUCACCAACAAGCAUCGACGCUCCCCCCUCCUCGAUCUCCAACGCCCGCGGCGGUCGCGCCCUCAAACGACUCAGUCUCCCCCUCGCAUCCGCUACGGCCACUCCUGGCACUCCUGGCGGCGUUGGUGCCGGCGGUGCACCAGGAGUCACCACGCCAGGCUCGGCGGCGGCGGCUGCCGGUCUGGGCUUCGGGUACGGUUUCCCCGAGCACGUCGUGAAUGCACUGAGCGCGCAGUCCUCGGCUGGCGGGGUAGGCAGGGGAAGGGGCGAUUCGACCACGAGCAGCAUUACGAGCGGCGGCAAUGGGACCGGGCAGUUGCACCAUCGCGGUAGUUUUGCGGGAUCAUUGCAUGGCGGGCAGCCCGUCAGUCCUACCACUUCUACGUCGCUGUCCGCACAGCAGGGCGAUUCGUCGCCUGCUCACCGUGAGCGCGAUGGUGAUAAGGGGGCCGGGGAGGGUGAGGGAGAGGAGGUAGAGGAGAUUCAGACACCGGCCACUCCUAGUGCCACCGGUGCUGGCGCAGGGAUAGGCUACAUCUCGCGGGGAUACAUUCCGUCGAGCCCGAGCCCGAGUGCGGGGAGUGUCGCGGGGGGAGCGAGUGGGGCUGCUUGAGAGGGUAGACUCCUUUACAUUACAUUGCGGUCACGAGGAGGGACCGCGGACCGCGCUACUUCUUCGCUCCGUCGCCUCGCUCCCUCGCGAGAUUUCAUACUGCUUGCUAAUCAAGAAUGUCAUUACGUGAUGCAAG